AUGUUUGUUUCCAUUUUGCUCUUAUGUGCCUUCAUUUUCUUCAUCAUCCUCCAUCUCAAAUCCCAGAGGCCGAAUAAUUUUCCACCGGGACCACCUGUCCUUCCACUGCUGGGAAACAUUUUGCAGCUGAAUCUGGAGAACCCCUUAAAGGACUUUGAGAGGUUGAGGAAGUCUUAUGGAGACGUUUACAGUAUUUUCAUUGGCCGCAAACCGGCGGUAGUCAUCAAUGGAAUGAAGGCCAUAAAGGAGGCUAUAGUGACGAAGGCUACUGAUUUUGCUGGACGACCCCAAGACAUGUUUAUUAAUGAGGUCACCCAGAGGAAAGGGGUCAUUAUGGCAGAUUAUGGCUCUAGCUGGAGGGAACAUCGUCGCUUUGCUUUAAUGACUUUGAGGAAUUUUGGUCUGGGGAAGAAUUCAAUGGAGGACAGAAUUCAUGAAGAGAUAAAACACAUCAUUAGUACCCUGGAAAGGAGCAUUGGUAGCACCACUUGUCCUCGAGUUAUGUUUCACAAUGCGGCCUCCAACAUCAUCUGCCAGGUUCUGUUUGCUACGCGCUAUGAGUAUGAUGAUGCAUUAAUCACACUGGUUAUUCAGUGCUUUACAGAGAAUACCAAGAUAUUCAAUGGACCGUGGGCUACGCUGUAUGACACUUUUCCUGUAAUUCGUCACCUGCCUCUGCCCUUCCAAAAGGCCUUUAAGAAUUUUGAGACUUGUAAGAGUCUUGCGAUUGAUUUGAUCAAUGAGCACAAGAAGACCAGAGUCCCUGGAGAGCCACGAGAUUUUAUUGACUGUUAUCUGGAUGAACUGGAAAAGAGAGGCAAUGGUAGUUCUUCAUUUUCAGAAGAGCAGCUCAUUAUGAACUCUUUAGAUCUUCACGGUGCUGGGACUGACACGACCUCCAACUCCCUUCUCACUGGUUUUCUUUACCUUAUGAACUACCCACACAUACAAGAAAGGUGUCAGCAGGAGAUAGACAGAGUGCUGGAAGGGAAGUGUCAGGCCAGUUUUGAGGACAGACACAAGAUGCCUUACACCCAGGCUGUGAUUCAUGAAGUACAGAGAGUUGCCAACACUGUUCCCUCUGCCCUCCACUGCACCACUAGAGACACGGAGCUCAUGGGAUAUUCCAUUCCCAAGGGUACACUGAUCAUUGAAAAUCUGACCUCAGUUCUCAAUGAGGAGGAACAGUGGAAAUUCCCCCAUGAAUUCAACCCUGAAAACUUCCUUAAUGACCAAGGAGAGUUUGUUAAACCAGAGGCUUUCAUGCCUUUCUCUGCAGGUCCUCGAGUGUGUCUUGGAGAGGGUCUGGCACGUAUGGAGCUCUUCCUCAUGAUGGUGACUCUGUUGAGGAAGUUUAAGUUCAUCUGGCCUGAGGAUGCAGGAGAACCAGACUUCACUCAAGUCUAUGGGAUCACUAUGAGUCCCAAACCUUAUUGCAUGAAGGUCCAACUUAGAGCACCACAGUGA
This is a messenger RNA of Archocentrus centrarchus (flier cichlid), 1467 nucleotides long. Its product is annotated as cytochrome P450 2J6-like. The transcript has 11 exons. Lineage: Eukaryota; Metazoa; Chordata; Actinopteri; Cichliformes; Cichlidae. Gene Ontology annotation, biological process: xenobiotic metabolic process. The record is from RefSeq and is a predicted model, not a curated record. The coding region runs from base 1 to 1467 and encodes 488 amino acids. Gene Ontology annotation, molecular function: oxidoreductase activity, acting on paired donors, with incorporation or reduction of molecular oxygen, reduced flavin or flavoprotein as one donor, and incorporation of one atom of oxygen; iron ion binding; heme binding. Gene Ontology annotation, cellular component: cytoplasm; intracellular membrane-bounded organelle.